Messenger RNA from Ictalurus furcatus (blue catfish), 3115 nucleotides. RefSeq names its product signal transducing adaptor family member 2a (gene stap2a). Lineage: Eukaryota; Metazoa; Chordata; Actinopteri; Siluriformes; Ictaluridae. The record is from RefSeq and is a predicted model, not a curated record. The transcript has 11 exons. Gene Ontology annotation, molecular function: signaling adaptor activity. The coding region runs from base 204 to 1307 and encodes 367 amino acids.
GAUUUUUGCUCGUCUCCACCCCGGUAGGUGGAGCUGGAUCAGGUCCUACUCCAUCCCACGGACUUGUGGUUCUACAGUGUGCAGGGUGCUUGGAUUUUGGCACGCCUGGUGAACAACUCUUUUCAUGCGUUCUGAUCCUUUCGGCUUUCCAUAUCAGUGAUCUGUGCUUUGUCCCCGAGCUGCCGGUCCAGUCACAUCCCGAGAUGGCUACGGCCAUGGCGGCACCGGUGAAGCAGAGGACCGGGACAAGCCGAGCUCAGCUUCCGCCCUGUUAUUAUGAGGGAUAUCUUGAGAAACGGGGACCUAAAGAGAAGGUGUCCCGACGACUGUGGACAUGUUUGUGUGGCAAUACCUUAUACUUCUUCAACAAUGCGAAAGACACUCAUUAUGUCGAGAAACUGGACCUGAGUGGGUUUGUGUCUCUGAUCGAUGACUGCAGUCGGGACAGGAAUCUGGAGGCAGCUAGAAUGAAUUUACGCAUGAAGGAUGGAGAGAUAAAACUAACUGCUCCUAACUUGGAGGCACGAGAGUUGUGGAAAGGCUUCCUCUACUCUGUAGUGGAUCUGGCAGUGCCCACGACUCUAACCCUGCUGCCCGGGCAACUGCACAUGCUAAAGGAGGUGGUGGAGAAAGAGAGACAGAGAAGAAGAGCACGAUCGCUCUCGAGAGCCCCUUCAUCUCCCCUCUCCCUCCCUCUGGUGGGAGAGAUCCCUGCUUGUUUCAGGCCUGUCUCUCGUACAGAAGCCGAGGUUCUGUUAGAGCGUCACCCAGACUGUGGGAACAUGUUGCUAAGACCGGGCAGAGACGGCACGUCACUUGCAGUAACCACACGACAAGACCUUAAUGGCUCGGUGUUCAGACACUAUCGGGUUACCCAGAAGUCUCAGGGAGGUUACAUCAUCGAUGUGGAAAACCCGAUCCCGUGUCCCACCCUUUAUGAUGUCAUUAACGCACUAGUCGAAAAAACAGCUGGGACACUUCAGCCUUUUCUACUGGAGGAGCCUUAUGAAGAGAAUAUCACAUACAUUUCAUCCAACGAUGAGAACGGAGAGCGAAUGCUACACUGUGCACCCACUGGCACUUUCUCCAGAGGACCCUCACUGCCCCCGAAAGGGUCAGAGAGAUGGACUUUGAGGUCUCACUCUAAAUCUCCCAGCCCAUCUCAAAGAUCACUAAGCCCUCCAGGUUCGCCAUCCAGCCCUAUGAGACGACUGGUGCUCUCACCCUCGCCCUCACCGCUAGCACAGACAGCUUUCACAGAGGAGCUCAAACAGAAGCUGGAGAAGAGACGCACCAGUCAGGACUGACUUCCUGCAUCUCCCCAGCCCAUCAGCAGCAUGGCCUCGUCCUUUGGCUGUCUGAUUCUGCCAGUGCCUUUGUAAUGACCAUCAUCACUCACAAACAUCCGGUCUUAUGUUCGUCGUGCAUCAUUAUCAAGCUGCGCAAAAAGAUCCAGGAAAGUCUUCUGCCUUGGGGAGGUGACACUUCAAGAAGGACAGUGACGGUUGACCACAGGGACAGAUCAAUCUGAGCCAAGAACCAGUGUUUCUCCAGACUAGUGACACUUCAUAGCAGAUAGGUGGACUAUGCAGAGAGACAGUGUUGUCUCAUGGUGUUAGCUGCAGCUGUACAGUACAUUAAUAAAUGCCCUGAUGGUGUUCUUCUCCUGUAACUGCCGUGAAAGUUCCAGAAUUCCUUUUCAUACGUGUUCUAAAGACAGCCGUUAUUUUCUUCUCAUUUUCAUUUGAAGCAGCUCCAUCAGGUAAGAUCGUCUCCAACGUUAUAGUCGUGUUAGGACAAAAUAAUAGCAGUGAAGAAGUGUCAGAUGUGUAUGUUACUGCUGAGAACAGUGUGAACAGUGUUUCUGUAGUGAGGUGUUUUUGUUUCGGUGCGAAUCCUAGACUGAUCGUCAUUACUGGUUUGUGUAAUGAACGUGCAUGGUGCUACUGUUUGUACAUAGAGUUUGUGUGUGUGUGUGUGUGUGUGUGUGUGUGUGUGUGUGUGUGUGUGUGUAUCACUGUUCAUUUUUCUCAUAUUUAUUGGAAUUAAAGGGACGAUUUUUUGAUAAAGUUGAUUCGAUCUGCGUGUACUCUCUUCUAGAAAUAUCCAUUUAUUAUAGAAGGAUUAUUAUGCUAUUAACUGGUUGCCAUGAUGAUUUUAAGACAACAGUGACAUUUAAACAUGCUUCAAUUGUUAGUGUAAUUGGAAUUAAAUGUGUUAGGUUUCACAGAUAUUUCUUUAUACAAGUAACAAAAUGGGCCAAUUAAGUAAGGGAAAAAAACACGGAUGAGCAUUGUGUUAUGGGAAAAUAAUCAACCGUAGGGUGCUGAAGUUGUUUAUUUUGCUAUAAGAGCACAUCUUGAAGUGUUUUAUUCCUCUUAUACCACAGCGUCUUGCCAAUGAUUUGAAUGUUUUAUUUAUUAAAGAGCAUUACAUCGUACUUUUAAGCAUUUAUACAACAUGUCCCAAAAGCCUCCAUUCAUAGGGGAUUAUGUACAAUUUGGCAGCACUACGACGGUUGUGCCUUCGUCAGUGGAUGUUUGUGGACAUCGACUUCUCGGUCGGUCCGCAACACUUCCAGUCUUUUUGAAUUUGUUAAUAAGUUUGGCAGCAGUGUCGUGAGUGUGUGUGUGUGUGUUUGUGUGUGUGAUGUGCUCACCAUGUUUCAGCAACCUUGCGACAGCUUCCCGAUCCUGUUGUGAGAAUGAUUUCAAUACAUUCUUCUGUUGUCAAAGGUGUUCUUAAAAGCUAUCUGAAAAACAUCUAUACAAUAUAAACUGAGUAUGAAAAUUUUGGAAGAAAUUUUACUAAAAAGUCUUCAUUUCCCCUGUUUGUGGAGACUUUUGGGACACUCUGUAUUUACAUUUAAAGUGCACCUAAUAUGGUUUUUCAAAUAUCACCUUUCAUGUAGUGUGUUAUAGAGCUGUUUGUGAAUGUAAAAACAUCUGCAAAGUUUCAAAAAUCAAAGCGCACGACAAACUGAGUUAUUGAAUCCCAAAAGAAGGAACCGAUUCUGAACAGCUGAAAUGAGUCUUUAGUGAUUCCAGACUUUACUUCCUGAUCUAACCUACGUAGGUUUGUAACAAAAAACCUCGCCUCUGGUCUUCAUCAGCUG